Messenger RNA from Portunus trituberculatus (swimming crab), 2281 nucleotides. Its product is annotated as beta-1,3-galactosyltransferase 5-like. The record is from RefSeq and is a predicted model, not a curated record. Gene Ontology annotation, molecular function: hexosyltransferase activity. The transcript has 2 exons. Gene Ontology annotation, cellular component: membrane. Bases 620 to 1699 code for a protein of 359 amino acids. NCBI's taxonomy places the organism in Eukaryota, Metazoa, Arthropoda, Malacostraca, Decapoda, Portunidae.
AUUAAAUCUUUCUUUCUUUACCAGCUCAUUAAUUUUUCGUCAUUGUUAAUCAUCUUUUAUCCAUGAAGACCACCACCACCACCACUACCAUCACCACCAUACUUUUCCCAUUUUCUCACACCGCCGGGAAAGGAAGUCUUGAUGAGCGGGAGAGGUUGUCAUCCGCGCGGUUCUCCCAGUCACACGCUACACCUGCCUGAGCCCCGCGUGACUGGCAAGAAGGGAACUAACUGUACAUGCUUCUGCUCUGCUCACCGCUACCGUUUGCCUCGCACCAUGUGACUCCACACUCGCUCAUUCCUUCUAACACUUCCACCUCCGCCGCCUCCCACUCAAGGUCUGAUCUCUCCGUCAGUCCUCACCGCUAGCGUCGUUCUCCGUGUGUUUAAGUGUUAUUUAUGUGCAGUACUAAGUGAAGGUUUAUUUUGAUAUGUUUGCUAUGUCCAGGAAGUGAAGGCAGUUGGGAUAUAAGGAGUCUGUUUACAGUGAAUGUCUAUUGCUAUUUCGGAAAAUGACAGUGUAAAUGAGUGCAGUGUUAUGUGAUGGCCGUGGUGUUGCAAAGGUACACUUGCAACGUCUUGAAUUGCUAGUGAGGUGAUUGACUGGUUAUCUCACUGCCAUGUUCUUGGGUAGCCGAUCGAGUCCCAAGCGGAUGGCGGCGGCGGUGGUGGCGACCCUGAUUGUGGGGACUAUGCUGACACUCCUGCUGACCAUCAACCCGCGGCCGCUGAUACAGACCCGCCAGGCACGCCACACGCAGAACUUCAGCCCUUCCGUCAUCCCCGACGUGUUCUCCGUCCACCCUGUUUUCAAUGAAAUAGAGGAAGUGAAACAUGAUGACGAAUAUGCUAAAAUCCCUGGCUGGCCCUACGGUUUACGAAUAAAUGAACCGGAUACGUGCAAGGACCAGGACGUUUAUCUCCUGAACACCAUCACGUCCAAUCCCACCCAAAUCUACCACCGAGACCUGAUCCGGAAAAUGUGGAGAAGCGAGGCUAUUUCAAGGAGGCUGAAGAUCCGAACGGUAUUCAUCAUCGCCGCUGUGCCCUCGGCGGUGACGCAGCGCCACCUGCAAGAGGAGAGCGACAAGUACGGGGACAUCGUGCAGUUUGACUUUCUAGAGACGAGAAGGAAUCUGACGGUGAAGUCCUUGGCGGCGCUGCACUGGUUCCGCGCCUACUGCAGCAACGCCACCUGGGUGCUGAAGUGUGACGUAGACGCUUUCAUCAACUUCUGGGCACUGCUGGACGUGCUGAGGUUUGCUGAGGGCAGCAAUGACGCAGUGUGUGCCCGCUCCAAGACGCGCUCUGUCUGCCGCGACGCUCACCAGAUGGGGUGCAUGGCACAUUACGUGGUAGAGCCUUGGGAGUACGCAGCCGCCGUGUACCCGCCCUACUGCCAAGGGUACGCUUACGUGCUGCACCGCGACCUGGUGGACCGCAUGCUGCAGGUGGACCGAAACAGAACCUCGCCGCCGCUGUUCCUGGAGGACGUGUACGUGACGGGACUUCUGCCGCGGGACCUGGACGCGCGGUGGUUUGACGUGAGGCGCCGCAGUAUGGUCGUCCCUGAGUACAUUCGACCGGACUACUACAACGGCACCUUCCUUUUCGUGCACGACCUGGACGGCCAGAUCGGGCAGGGCGCCACCAGCUAUGUGUGGCAGAAGGCCCUACAGCACUACAGGGAGACUGACUGAUUGACUGUUGAGAGAGAGAGAGAGAGAGAGAGAGAGAGAGAGAGAGAGAGAGAGAGAGAGAGAGAGAGAGAGAGAGGGAAUAAAAGAAAGAAAAGAGACAUACAGGCAUUAAACAUAUACUGAGACAAGUUGAGUGACAAAUAAUGAAGAAACACAUCAAUAUAAUUUUUUUUUUAAUGAAACUCACAUCAAUUAUUUAAGUUUUGUAUUUUCUAUCUUUAUGUGUAAGUUUCCAUUUGUAGUGGAUGAAAAGCACGUACUUCCUUUCUUUUGUAUUCAUUAUGUGUUGUCAGGCACCAAAGAAAGUAGUCAGCAGUGUGUGUAUAGCAGACUUCUGGUCCUGAAACCCACUGGUGUUGCGAAGUUACAAACAGAUCUCAGUGAUUGAAGGAAAGUCAAAAGUUGUCAGUGUGGUGCUAAAAAAUUACUGUCUUUAUUGUCUCUUAGAUGCUAUACAAUAAAUACCUUAGGCGUCUUUGUUGUACAUUAGAUGAGCUAUUUUAAUUAAUACUGACAUCGUGACAUGAAAUUGUACAUUGCUAACAAAUACGUCAAACAACAGUCAUCCAAAAGCUAUAAAAA